Oreochromis niloticus (Nile tilapia) is the source of this 1478-nucleotide messenger RNA. RefSeq names its product low affinity immunoglobulin gamma Fc region receptor III-B. Lineage: Eukaryota; Metazoa; Chordata; Actinopteri; Cichliformes; Cichlidae. The coding region runs from base 86 to 1225 and encodes 379 amino acids. Gene Ontology annotation, biological process: immune response; cell surface receptor signaling pathway. The transcript is spliced from 6 exons. Gene Ontology annotation, molecular function: transmembrane signaling receptor activity. The record is from RefSeq and is a predicted model, not a curated record. Gene Ontology annotation, cellular component: external side of plasma membrane.
AGGGGGGAAGAAGCAUUUUCACUUCUCUUUUUAGUAGAAAUGAAUAAAUACUCGAUCAGUUUCUGUUUCUUGAAGAGUCUCCGACAUGGACAAGCUCAUCUCUCUCUUUGUUUUUUCAGCACUCUCACAGAUUGUAGUGUCUCAUGUUCACACUGAGACGUCUUUCAGAGCCAACAUUGAGUUGGUGUCAGAACAUUCGAGGAUUUUCUCGGGGGAGAGAGCCCGCCUGAGAUGCAGUAUUCCUGAUGUGCACAGGUCUAACUGGACUUACCUGUGGUUCAGGGGGUCUGAGGAGCUCUCACAGACUGGGGAAGAAUUAAAUCUGUGGAAUACCAAAGUUCAAGAAAGCGGGAAAUACUACUGCCAAGGAACAAGAAAUACAAAGGUGGGAAAGAUUCGCACCCAGCAAAGUGUCCCUGUGGAGCUCAAGGUGGACGGUGGCUGGGCGAUUCUGCAAGUCCCACGACAUCCUCAACUUGUCGGGAGCACAUUGGAGGUGACAUGUCGUGUCAGACGGAAUCCCCGACUUGAAGAGAUUAUUUUGUACAAAGACGGCGUUGAAGUAAUGAGACAAAAUGGUCACAAGCCAGAUUUCUAUCUGACCAACUUGAGCCUUGAGGACCUCGGAGUAUAUUCUUGCAGGGCUUCCUGGGAUGUGAGGAGACAAACACUCUCUGUCAUUUCUGCUGGCACUCAUGUACAGAUCUUAGAGGUUCUGUCACAGCCAAUUUUGGAGAUCAUCCCCAACUAUGAUACUCAGCUGAAGAGGAUGAAGCUCACUUGCCAUGUGCAAUACAACGCCCCUGCUCCUGCCCCUCCGAUAGACUUCUAUUUCUACAAAAAUAACAGGCGACUGGGACCUGCAACCUCUGACAACUAUAAUCUAGUGAAACAGACUCCGGGGCUGUACAGCUGCAAGGCCAGGGUGCCUCAGUUGGACCUCUCGAAAUCCAGUGAACCCAAAAACUUUGGACUAAGAGCCACAGGCAACUUCCCACCUGCUGCUUCACUACCAAGAUUCCCUAAACUCUCCUCUCACCAGCCCAUCCAGUUCACUCCAGUAAAGAGCACACCAUCACAAGGGCCUCCACUGAAGACUUCACAACCAGUCCCAACCACUUUGCUGACUACAGACCAGGUUUUUAACUCAGCUACAACUCAAGAUCAGGCAAAUCCAUUUGAGGAACCCGGUGACAUGUCUGGGGACUCUGCAGAUUCUCUGUGAUAACUUAGCAUACAUUACAAACAAUCUCUACUAAUCACGCUGGGUCAUUGUCACACUUCUGUAUUAAACUGUGCAAUUUUUCAUCUUUUGUAUUUGUACUUUGUACAACUAGAAAUGUCAUAUAUGUGGUCCUGCUCCUGAAAUUCAGAUGAAUUAUCUCCAGUUAACAAAUAUCAAACGCUGUACCAGAAUUGUUGGAAAUAUCUAACACAUACAUGUUAAAGUCAAAUAAAGCAAAAUUCACAAAAUGUUA